Messenger RNA from Protopolystoma xenopodis, 447 nucleotides. NCBI's taxonomy places the organism in Eukaryota, Metazoa, Platyhelminthes, Monogenea, Polystomatidea, Polystomatidae. The record is from the annotation of a GenBank genome assembly.
AUGCAUCGUUUUAGGUACUCUCCGGUCGGUAUCUUCUUUUUGAUAGUAGGAAAAGUGCUGGAUAUCGAUGAUCUGAAAGAAACAGCUACGUCUCUCGGUCUCUACAUGAUGACAGUGGUAAUUGGUCUGGCGAUACACGCUCUUGGAACAUUGGCCCUGGCUUACUUUUUGCUGACAAGAAAGAAUCCUUUCCUAUUUUACAAGGGUGUAUUUCAGGCCUGGAUCACGGCUCUUGGCACAGCUUCUAGCGCAGCUACGCUUCCUAUCACAUUUCGCUGCCUGGAACAAAAUCUUGGCAUUGAUAAACGUGUUACACGCUUCGUUCUACCAAUUGGAGCUACCAUUAACAUGGACGGAACGGCACUCUACGAAGCCGUAGCUUCAAUCUUCAUCGCCCAGAUCAACGGUCGUGAACUGGGAGUCGUUCAAGUUUUUGUUGUAAGGUAA